Molecule: messenger RNA, 3967 nt
Organism: Daphnia pulicaria
Lineage: Eukaryota; Metazoa; Arthropoda; Branchiopoda; Diplostraca; Daphniidae
Product: monocarboxylate transporter 12-like
Exons: 9
Coding region: 2034-3512 (492 amino acids)
Biological process (GO): transmembrane transport; monocarboxylic acid transport
Molecular function (GO): monocarboxylic acid transmembrane transporter activity
Source: RefSeq, a predicted model, not a curated record
AAAUGAUAAUUGAUAUUGCGAAAUGCGAAGGCAGCAAAAAUGCCCAGCAAUUCAAAGCAAAAUCCUAAUAAUUAAAAAUUAUUAAUUAUAAAACAACUUAAAAUAAUUUUUAAAUAUGGAAAUAUAUUUGAAAUAUUACUUAGAAUAAAUUUAUCACCAAAUGAAAAGGCUGCAAAUUGAAAUGAUGUGCAAAAAUAUGGAAAAUAAGCGAAAAGUUUUCAUACUUAGGCUGUCUAUCCUCGGGUAACAGGAAUAUAAGGGGACCUCGAUCAAAAUUAAAAAAUCCGUCAGCUAUUCAGUUCAGCAGAGUUCCAUCGAAUCUUAGCUGUCACAAGAAAGCGAACAACGAAGUAUUCUUACUAGUUUGUAUCUCCAUCAAAGUUGAAAAUGUCAUCUACCGCAAUGAAAUAUCUGGAAACGACUCCCGAGGAGGCCGGCGAGGAUUUGGUUGGUCUCACCUCAGAACUAGUUGAAGAUCAGCGCGGUUCUCCUUCCGACGAAACGAAGCCACCCUUGACUCGAAAGCAAAAGAGAAACCAACGGACAAGUCGACGCAAAAAGGAGAAGAAACGACGCGAUGCAGCGCAAAGGGUCGUAGUGUCGUCCACGGAGCAGAAAUAGAGAUGUGUGACAAGUUUUAAGAUGUCUAAUAAAGAGAUUGAGAAAAGAGAAAAAAUUAAUUUAAGCCCACAAAAAAAUCUUUUCUUAUUCUUCUUAUUCUGACUUCACCAUCUCUCUCUGUUUUCUUCUCUUUCUUCACUUAUCCUUUGUUGUGAGUGCGUGAUUUAAAUGAAUGACUCAAUAAAAAUAUCUUAAACUAAAAUUAUACCAACAGAGUAAUGUGUUUUCAUUUUUUAGCAUUAGCAACAUUUAGAUGAUCAUUUUUAGUAAUCAUACACGAAAAAUUUAAAUAAACGGUAACGAAUGUUAGGUAACGAAGUGACACCUAGCGGUCCGAUUUAAACUAGGUCGUCUACCCUCAUGCCCAAUGAUUUUUCAGGAGUAGGAUCGAGUAGUUUGACUUGUGACUCUGAAGUCUGAACUUUGAGCCAAAGCAAAGGGCCAAGGGAUUUUCCAACGUGGUUUUAGAGUUUUACUGACGCAAUUUCACUUGUUUGAUAAGACUUCAAAUAAUAAGAUAGAAAAAGCAUAAUAACAAGAAAAUGAAAAAGAUAAAUCGAGACGAUCCUCUUUUUCAGUGUCGAGUCAAUCGCCUUUUGCACGCUUUAAACUUAUGUCUCAUCAUGUAGGCCUACUUUCAUUUCUUUUCAUCAAAAGGGGUACAUUAUCGGGUUGGGCCAUGCUUACGAAGAAUCUCUUAUAAUUCAGUUUUCACUAUGUUUCAGUAAAUAUGUUCAUGCUCUCGCCAACUUCUAAUCAAAACAGACAUUCUUUCUACGUAGAGACAAAAGGUAAUCGAUAAAGAGCAGGCGAUUGUAGCACUUGAUGCAAUCGAGGCGACCUCUCUGCAAUCGGCAUGUUUUGCAGGCAUAUUCCACAGCCGAGUCGUCUGCAUAUUAUUCACGUGCUAGUGGUUCUCAAAGUUUUAACAGGAAAUCCCGAUGAACUUGAUGACCCUGGCGGAAAAAGAGUUACCCCAUGCUGAAAGGCUUAUACUUGUUGUCUCAAACGACCCGACUGCAUAUUAUUGACACGUUGUUUUCCUUCAGAUGAGGAUUAUAUUGCUUCAGGAUAUGGAUAAAAUAUUCCGCUCGCUUGAACUGAUAACUGCAGAUAAAGCCAGCAAAGUAUCCACGUGUAAAGGUGAGCCAACUAUGGAUCAACCUCUAAGUAUAGUCCAUUACACACAUCUUUGACACUUGAGUCUUGAACUCUUGACGCAAUAUUAAAGCCUCCCCAAAAUGCACGACAAAGGAAAAAAGAAAUGAAAUGAAAACUCCCGUUGUGCCGAGAUCUACUUGAGUCAGUUGAGUACCAGGCGAGUCAGACGAUCAGUAUUCGGGCGGCAGUGAAAACCAGCAGCUGCAAACUUUCAAUCUAAAUUUCAAUAGCUCCGAGCACCUGGAUGCAGAAUGGAUUGUGAAGUCAAAUUCAGCAGCAGUUCAGAAAACUCGUCGGAUUCGAAAAAGAUUGAAACAGAAAUCGCAGAAGAAGAUGUCGAAUAUGUCGUAGUGGCGCCGGAUGGAGGAUACGGCUGGAUCGUUAUAGGGGCCAGUUUUUUGUGCAUCCUCAUCUCCGAUGGAAUUCUCUUCAGCUUCGGAUUGAUUCUCUCUGAAUUGGAGCGGGUUUUCGACGAACCUGUUGCCAAAGUGGCUUGGAUAUUCUCCAUUGUUAACGGGAUCUCAUUGAUAUCAGGUCCCAUCGCUUCUGCGUUGAGCAACCGGUUUAGCUUCCGGGCCGUUGUCCUAACGGGUAGUAUAUUCGGUUUUGUGGGGCUGUCGACCUCAUCGUUGGCACAGUCGGUAGACAUUUUGUUUUUCACGCUCGGAAUUCUAUUCGGAGUGUCGAUCGGCUUGAUUUUCACUCCGCUCGUUGUAGGCGUGGGCUACUAUUUCGACAAACGACGAGCAUUGGCCACUGGAAUCACCGUGUGUGGUUCUGGGGCUGGCACUUUUGUUUUUGCCCCCGUCAUUUACUGGCUAUUAGAAAAAUAUGCUAUCCGAGGAACGUUCCUUAUUCUGAGUGGGAUUUAUUUGAACUGUGCAGUUCUUGGGUCACUACUCCUACCGUUGAAACCCCAGCGGCGUAAAAUACUCCAACCUGAAGGAGUGAAACUACUUGAAGCUAAUGAGACCCCAAAUGCUCACAAAGAAGAAGAAAAUAAUAAGCAAGAUCUUAAGGCUCUAGAACAAGGGCAGUUAAAUAAUAAGAAAGUCAACGUUGAAAAAGGGAAUAAGAAGGCUACCAAAGGGAAAGAGCUAUCCAGGCGGGAAUAUUUGUCAAGCAUCUUCAAGUUCUCGCUAUUCCGGUCGCCGACCUUUGUCGUCGUUUGCAUCUCUAGUUUCUUCCAGUCUAUCGGAUGGUUCGUACCUUUUGUGUAUCUGGCAGCUCACGCCGUCAACAUGGGAAUACCCAAAGAGGAAGCGUCGUUUCUGCUAUCGAUUGUCGGCAUCUGUAGCAUGAUGGGACGCAUUAUCAACGGAGUGCUUGCUGAUCAUCCAAAGGUUAGCGUACUCCUUUUGAAUAACAUUGGACUUUCAGCUUCCGGUUUGCUGAUUAUACUUUGCCCAUUUUUUAUCUCGUACGAACUACUAGUCUUCUAUUCCAUAGUCCUCGGGCUAGCCUUGUCCUGCACCGCUGUUACACGACCAAUUUUACUUGGUGAGCUCCUGGGAUUAGAAAAUGUCAACAAUGCUUACGGCUUCAUGCUCGUGUUCUACGGAGUGGCUACUCUCUUCGGAACUCCCAUGGCUGGUUUACUUUAUGACACUUUGGGUGAUUACCACGGCGCCUUCUAUCUCGCCGGAUCUUGCGUCCUUCUCUCUGCCUUCAUAUGUUAUCCUCUCGGCGUAAUUAAUCGGUGGGAAAAGCGGCGGAAUUCUAAGAAAUGAUCGGUCUCAUUCGCGGCGUGUUUUUUGUUCAUGUUGAAAUCGCUAAGCAGCUUAGAGUCUUGAUUGAACUUUGGCUUUUGUUGAUAAAAUAACCUUUCAAUUACAUAAACUUCCACAAUACUUCCGCGUCCGCUUAACCUUUCAUCCGAUAAGCUGAAUCGCGCCUACUACCCUCCUCCAAACAAUUAAUUGUUUGGAGGUAAAAUAAUUUCUCCGCUUGUUUGGAAAUCCCUUUAAUUCCUUGUGAUUUGUUCUGUCGAUAAUGUUUAAUCUAUUUUACUUGCGCUUCAAAAAAAAAGCCGGGUGAUGCAAGCAGCAAGUCAUAAAUCUACAUUCCAUAUUUGUUAUCAUUUCAAGCGUUUGCGGACUAAACAAAUAUUGUUGAUCCUUGAGACUACCCGGAUUAAUUUAUUGUAUUCAUUUGAAAUGGAGUGUGGCAAUAUAGGCAAACGUCA